Molecule: messenger RNA, 2681 nt
Organism: Coregonus sp. 'balchen'
Lineage: Eukaryota; Metazoa; Chordata; Actinopteri; Salmoniformes; Salmonidae
Source: the annotation of a GenBank genome assembly
AUGGCUUCAAAUGGAAUGGAAAGUAUGCAGUUAGCGGAGGACCAGAUCAAAAUUCUGGAGGAGAAUUUCACCAGAGUCAGCAAGCAUCCCGAUGAGUCGACGCUCAUGUUGAUCGCAGCUGAAAGCGGACUAACCGAGAAAGAGACAGCAGUGAGUGUUCAAUGAUGUUCUCGAUGUUGUUUCCAUUAUGAAAAGGUUACGCACUAGGAAUAGAUUCGUUUUGUAUGACGGAUACAAUGUUGCGAGGAAAUAAACUUAGCUGAGGAUGGGGUGAAUAGGCUAGAAGCGGCCUAGAAUGAUCCACACACAUUUAUUGUCAAAACUCAAAUUAGGUUAAUGUGUCUGUCUUUUCAAUUUGUAACAUAAUGUCAACAAUCAAAUUAAUACCUUAUUUAUCUUGAAAAUAAACCGCAAUUUAGAGAGUUACACAUCUUUGGAAACCUAUAGGCUAUUGGCUACAACGUUGUUGUGCAUAUAACUUAGUAUUGAUAAUUUUCUGCGCUGGCGCAGGCUAACCCAGUGUGCUUUCCAGCAAGUUUUUUUCUCCUUUUUUUCCACGCACCAUUGAACAAAUACUAUGUAGCAAUUUACAAAGAGAGGCAAUUGGUCUUUCACUGAAUAGGCGUAAUGGCGCGCAGAUGAGAGUGGUCAGAAGAGUGAUCGUUGUUUUGAUGAGAUAUUAUCGAACUCUAUUAGGCUACCCAAAUGUGGAGACUAUAUUUUGUAUUCAGUGGCAACGAUGUCAAAAGAAAAUAGCGUGAGUCAGACAGUGCUGAAAGCGCGCGCGUCCAGUGACGCCUCUUUGGUUGCCAUUGCAUGUCACUGUCCCCAAAAUAACACGAUGAUGACAGUUUUAAAGAGAGCAUUUACUCAUGACAGAAAUUCCAAACAUUCUAAUAAUAAAUCUGAACACCAGUGGUCCUAAUAAUAUUGGUUUACAUAACAAUGUUGCCAGUUGGAUCACUUUUGGAUUCAGUCACAACAUACAUUUAAUUGAGUCAAUAUUUGUUGUUGGACAUGACUUGAUUAUGCAAUAACCAAGCCAUUGAGUAACCAUAUAGUAUGACAUAAACAGAUGUAAAGUUUCAGGGUAGGGCCUAUCCUAUGUUUGAAGGCUGGGUCGGUGAUACUCCAAGGUGUUGAGAACAUGGUAAAGUUAUGUAGACAUCUCUAUCUAAUAGCAUUCCACUUAUGCAGAGGCUAGUUCUUCUAAUUCAGUAUUUAGGAUGCUUAUAUGCUUGUUGUAAUGCACUCUGUUGUUUAUUGUCCUUUUAGCAUAGUUGAUGGAUAAAUAAUGUUCAGUUUCAGGAUUCACAAUCAGUUUUAGGGUUCACAGACAUUUGGUGUUGUUUUGGAGGAAGACGUGAGCUGGGUUCAUUUUAUAGGCAAAUUUCAGGUACAGUGGUGUGUGUGACAGAGAAUGACGUAACCAACCCAUUGCCUUGAACAGAUUUUGUCCUGCACAUUAUUUGCAUGAACAAAUGGAGGAUCAUCAAGAACUCCAUGUACAGAUCAUGGGAGCCAGUAUGACACAUGCCUCUCAAAAGGUUAUCCCUCUCUCUUCUGCAAACCGGUUUGGCCUGCUCUCUCCACUGGUGACUGAAUGUUUCCAUUGUGAGCGCACAAAGGUGGGAGAAGCCCAGCCAACUUGACUGGGCAAAUGUGGUUCUGGGUGAGGUUGAGUACUUGGCCCGCUGACUUCAUUGACAGCGGAUGUUUUUAACCACCUACUGUUGUCUCAUAUUGUUUGAACAAAGCACUGGCUGUUUGAUAGGUCUUACAGUACCUAAGGGAAAGGGCACACCCUGUUACCACUCCCUCUCAUGCAUAAAGAGCAUUUACAACAUGUUUCUACCUCUUUACAAGGUGUUUUAUACAGUACCUUGUUAUUAGAACGUCUGUGCUUCCGUUUCUAAAGCACACAGAGGCCAUGGGGUCAUGUGGAGUUUAUUGCAGUGAUUUAUCUGUGUAAUCCAUCUGGGAGAACAAAAAUGAUGCACAAUUUAGCUAUAUAGUGUCAACUAAUUAUUAUAGUCAUCUGUGAAUAAGCCCCCGUGACAGGUUUGAAAUAGGCUAUUUGGACCACUUUGGGGCAUGGACAUUUCAAAUGAGAAUCAUAUGUAGGUUUUUCAUUUGGAAAUGUACCAAUUAUUCUCAACUGGGGUAUUGCUAAAAAAAAAAUAUUGUGGGCCAAUAUAAACUAAUUGUCUACAACGUUGUCUGAAUGUAGUUGACUACUCCCCCAAUUGCCUAGCUGGAUAAAUACUGCUUCAGAAAUUCCCUCCUAAAAAUCAGAGUUAAUUUGUUUCAGUUGAACAUUUAGAUGUAAGCAGCCCUGGGUGUUGCUUUAGGAAACUCAUCACCCUGCAUAAGGAAAAACACCUAGGUGAAGAAUGUCAUUUCUCAGGAAUAUUCAUGUCACAAUGACUUAAUUGAGUUUGUAAGCCGUCAUUACCUCACCCAGGUCAGUUUUCAGGUUUUAAACAAAUUUACCAAUAAUAAUAAUAUUUGAAACUAAUACCUGGUUGAACAAUAGCAACAAUGCUGUGGUGUGCCGUCACCUGUCUCUGACACCUACCUUGGGCUCUUUUUGUUUAUUUCAGAAAUGGUUUAGGCUACGCAACGCUCAGUGGAGACAGGCCGAGGGCCUUCCAGCUCAACUGGGAUCAGUGAAAGACUAA